AAACAUUUCAUAAAGAGGAAGAAUAAUUAUUUAUUUAAUUUACUGCUGUACUGAAUAGAAAUGGGAGUUACAAUAUUGGUACCAUAUCCAUUGGAUAAUAAGAAAACCGGGCCUGAAGUUGUUGAAGAGCUAUCAAAACGAUUGUUGGCAAUGCAAGCUACACAAACUGGACAUUUUCUUGUAGACGGAGAUGUAUUUGAGAGCUCAUUUAACAAAACAAAAAUCCAUGUAAUGCACAACUCUGAAUAUCCUGCCAGUGUAUUCUCAAUUUUAGAUAAUGGACAGAAGCAAAUUCCACUUAUAACUGAUUUGAUUUUUGAUCUACUAAUGCUGAAAGUGAAUCCAAUUUAUGCAUCAAGGAAGCAAUUAAAGAUUGAGUCAAAAGGUCCACGAUUUGAGCUGGGUGAUUUUCUUGUGAAACUUGGAAGUGUGACGAUGAGUCAAAGUCAAACAUUUAAAGGAUUACUGAUAGAAGUUGAUUAUCGACCUUGCUUAAUUCCAAUUAUUUGCUGGGAAUUAAUUCGUGAAUUUCUACAAGGAUUUCUGGGUCAGUACUCUCCAACAACUAUUCCAGUCUACUUUACGAAUUCUGUCCCAAAUCCUCAUCAUCCAGUUCCUUAUCAAAAAUCAAACGAUACAUACCAACCGAUUGAUACAGUCCAACAAUAUUUGGAACAUUUCAAUAAUUAUAGAAAGCAGACCAUAGCAUUGAUGAUGGGUCCUAAUAAAUGAAUUACGAUGCAGCUUUAAAUCACCCACAGACCAGAAUCCCCACGCAAAAUUCCCCGAAGAACCCACAAAACAAAAAUCACGGGUUUCCAAAACCACCACUUGAAAAUGUAUGUGGAGUUUCUGGAAAAAAGUGUAUUUCAUAAACACCGCAUAUAUUUCCAAAUGGUGGAUAAAAUCACACGUGUGUUUUUAUUGACCACGUACAAUCACACGUGUAUUUUUAUUCAUAUUACCUGAUGUGCUUCAUAUUACCCGAAAAUUUUGUCUGUGGGCGUUUUGGAGAUCAGUGUAAUAUUUUUUAAAGUUUGAAAAAUAGUGAACAAAAUUAGAUUUUAUUCUCAUUUUUUAUAUGCAAACUUAAUUUUUGUAUUUAAAAAGAAUAUAGUUCAUGAUUGAAAC
Messenger RNA from Chironomus riparius, 1131 nucleotides. The record is from the annotation of a GenBank genome assembly. NCBI's taxonomy places the organism in Eukaryota, Metazoa, Arthropoda, Insecta, Diptera, Chironomidae.